Messenger RNA from Cryptotermes secundus, 1501 nucleotides. RefSeq lists its product as uncharacterized. Bases 454 to 1446 code for a protein of 330 amino acids. NCBI's taxonomy places the organism in Eukaryota, Metazoa, Arthropoda, Insecta, Blattodea, Kalotermitidae. The record is from RefSeq and is a predicted model, not a curated record. The transcript has 3 exons.
GCCGGCGCUACACGAUGCUACGAACACCCUCCAACGUUCGACGCUUGAUAGUUUGUCGCAUCGUGUGGCCGAGCUUCCAAUCUACGAGCUACGAAUGUCGAGCGUCGAACAUUCGCGUUUGGACACGUUCCAGCCACUGUCGGUAUUUCUGCCCCGAGUCAAAGGAAUUCCUAGAACGUUGGGAGGAAAACAUUCGUUGGUUUGAUGCACGGCUACACGAGUGGGUCGAAUAUAGCAGUCUUAUCAGGUCGUAAAUGCUGUAAGGAAUUCCUAGAACGUUGGGAAGACAACAUUCGUUGGUUUGAUGCAAGGCAACACAAGUGGGUCGAAUAUAGCAGUCUAUCUUGAACUAUCAGGUGGUAAAUACUGUUUGUUAAAAUAGAGUAAAAGAGUAGAAGUAAAUUAUAGUCAUUGAUCUGUAUUUAACAGGGUGUGAUUUUACAGGUUUUUAAGAUGGAAUGGAACACUGAAUUAAUUAUGGAAUUUAUCAACUUAUACGAAAAACACCCAGUACUUUGGGAUCCCAAGCAUUCAAAUCAUAAAAAUCGAAACAGUUUAAAUGACGCUUGGCUGGAUAUUGCGAGUGAGUUUAGCAUUGAUGUAACUGUUGAAUUAUUACGAAAGAAAAAAGAAUCACUUAUGGCCACCUAUAGAACUUUAUCAAGAAAAGUACGAGACUCCGAAACAACUGGAUCUGGAACCAAGGAUGUAUAUAAUCCAUCAUGGUUCGCAUAUGAUGCCAUAGACCGCUUUAUUAGGGCUACAGGAAAGAAAACAACAUCGUUAAGUUCAGAGGAAACCGAGAUUGAGGAUGAGAAUUCUCAGAAUGAACAGGAGGUAUUGAAUGAUCAAGAACUAGAAGAACAGGGAAAUGAGCCUAACUUAGUCCGCGAAACAAGACAAGACAUUAACAAGAAUCCAGAGCGAGGAUAUACAAGUUUUGUAUUGCCUCAAAGCGCUCCAGGAAAUAAAAGAAAAGUAGGCCCCAAUCCAGUCGAAGCAAAUUUAGCUAAGCAUUUAAAGCAAGCAAGUGAUGCUUUAACAACUCUUACCACCAAAUCGCAAACAAAGACAUUGCAAGAUGCACCUGCGUUAUAUGGGCAGCUGUUGGCUGCUAAACUUAGAAGCUUGUCACAAAGAACUCAACUUAUCUUACAAAAUAAAAUAGAUAACCUCGUUUUUGAAGCAGAACUCAAUGAAAUUGAUAGUUCUGGUGCUACAGGUGGGCGUUCCGUUACUACUAACGUUAUUUCCCCAGAACCUAAUCCAUCUGCAUCAAGCAGUCAUUCUUCUUCUAGCCCGAACUAUGUAGCUUCUCCAGGACCCUCCCAUACUUUUCAAGAAAAUGCCAAUUUGGUUAUUACUUCUCAAUCUAGUGACACCUCACUCGUAACCUAUUUUUCUACUGCUCAUGAUACUUUAGAUAUCAGCAGAAAUGAUAUGUAAGAUAAAUAAUUAUGUCCAUUAAAGGCAAUAAAAAAAUAAGAAUAACAGAGUUACA